UUCAUUCAAUACAUUUCAUAUCUUUAUAUAGAUAAACAAAAUGACAUAGUCGAAUAAGCUUAAUAUGACUAUAAAUUAAACAAUUUUUGCAUUAUAAUACAUUGUAUUUCAUGUAAUGCAUGAUUAGAUUGUCAACAAUGCAUUGGACUAUUCUCUUCAAUCGAAUUUAUUACUACUACUAUUAUUAUUACGGUUACUAUUUUAUUGUUAUCAAUCUUAUUCUUUCUAUGUAUAUUCAUUCAAAUACAGAAAUAAAUCUACCUGGUGGACGUUUUGAAAUAGAAAUUUAUUAUAGAAAUCUAGAAUCAACUACAAGUAGUGGAUCUUACUGUGAUUGGCAAUUACACCGAUGUGAUGUUUACAUAAUUGUGAAAUUGUAUGAAUUAGUUGACAAUAACUCAAGGCAAUUAGUUCAUGUGAAAACAGAGACUAUUGCGGACACUGCAGAAUUUCACCUCAAAGUAUCUGGAAAAGUAAAUGAAAGAUUACCUGAAAAAUAUCGCUUAGAUCUUUUUGUCUAUGACGAAGAUGCUUUGGGUGAACAUGAUAUAAUUACCACUGCUACAGGAUUGUAUCAGCCAGAAAAAACCAAUGUAUUUCAAAAUAUUCCAUUAAAUUACAGUCAUAUAAGUGACUCUUUCACUCUUAGCUCAUCGAUAAGACUAACAUGUAAUUCAAAUUAUUAUGGGAGUAAAUGUGACAUAUUCUGCUCGCCUCAUCCAUGGGCAUACGACUGUGACAAGAAUGGACGAAAAAUUUGUUUACAUGGUAGACAUGGUGUCAACUGUGACAUUAUUGACUACUGCCAAAUACAUCCUUGCCCCAAAAAUACACGCUGUAAAAAUUUGCCGAGGGAACAUCGUCGAAAAUGUAUUUGUAAAAACUAUGAAGGUCCCGAAUGUCAUUCAGUUUAUUAUUCUUGUGAAAAGUCGCCAUGUAAGAAUGGUGGUCGUUGUACACUACUACGUGAACUUAUAGGGGAUAACAAUGCCGAAGGGUUGAUAUAUACCAAUCAAGGAACCAAUGAUGAUGACGAUGAAACUAUAUGUAUUUGCCCGGACAACUGGAGUGGACCAUUUUGUACGCAACCAGUUAUUGAUUGUAUAUCGGAAAACGAAAAGUACAGGCUUUCAACCUCGCGCUUGACAAAUCGCUUUUGUUUAAAUGGUGGAAUUUGUAUAAUUCAUCCUGGUAAUUCAAGUCCACGAUGUUCUUGUCCACCAGAAUGGGAUGGAUAUUUUUGUGAAUUGAAUAAAAGUUGGUCAGCUGGUAGAACGUUUGGAAUAGCAUUCUCUAUUAUUUUUGUAAUAUUUCUUAUUCUCGUUAUUGGAUUCUUUGUUUGGCUAUGUUAUAUAUCUAGACGCCCUAAUAUUCCACAACAUCCAGCAGUUACAUAUCUAUCCAAUUUCCCAUAUAAUAGUACUAUCAGUGUUAAUGACAGUCAUGACAAUACACGAGUUUACAUGAAACACGAAAAGAUAUUUGAUAUUCCAGAAAGUAAUCAUUCCCCUGUUAAAUUGAGUACAUUUGGCGAUAACGCGAAUUCACAGAUGGAUACACGGAAAAUGGAAAAUCUUUAUGAAGUUCCUUAUACAACAAAUAUAACAAAACAGAGUGAUGUUAAUUUUAACUCUCUGGAUCGAAAUGGAAGUCCAUUUGCAACUAUUCAAAGUACUAGUAAAAACAUUUACAUUAAUUAUAACACUCUGAUGUCCAAAGAACUAAGGAUUGAUUCAGAAGACAUUCGAAGGGAUACAGGAAGCUGAUAUAUGAAUCUACGUAGUUCUAAACUUCAGUGACAUACACAAUUACAUUAUGUUCCAAAUUUUUAAAAGUGAUUCUUAUUUCCUCUAAUCCUAUUUUAUCACUUCAUAUUAUUCGAUAACUAGUGUAUUCAGUAAUUUAUGUACAAUUUAUACGACCUGAUUAAGAUGUGCACUAAGAUGUGGGUUUAGUUCACAGCCAUUUUUCUUGUAAAAUAUUAUACACAUAUGGUUCUCUGAA
Molecule: messenger RNA, 2004 nt
Organism: Schistosoma spindalis
Lineage: Eukaryota; Metazoa; Platyhelminthes; Trematoda; Strigeidida; Schistosomatidae
Source: the annotation of a GenBank genome assembly